ACCAGCUGCAGGCUUUGUGUCAAAUGAGAGUUUUAGGCGAGAUCGCCGAAGAGGGAGAAUCAAACAGCCGGCGUCCUGUUGUCAAAAGAUUUGCAUACGGACUUCCGCCCCCUGAAUUUAGUUUCUGCAUCAACUAGCAAAGGCAGAGUGGGCAGACCUGAGCCCUUCAUUUCAGGCGCAGUCAUGCGGACUUGACAUUUAAACUCGGUUUAAUAUUGGACAUGAACGGCACACGCGUGUAUUUCGGAUGGUCCCGAUGGAUUUGGAUUAAACGGAACACUGGGAUCUGACACAAGCAUUCUGAGAAGCGUUUACUAUGCUGGAUAUCUGCCGGCUCUUGUGGAUGUACCGUGACUGUUUGCGGUUACUUCCCGUGUAGAAUUGGGAUCUGAUCUCGCAUUGGACUCAGUUGGGUAUUUUGUAGCAGGGAAAUGCAUCGGGCGAUGAUUUAAAACAGGGGAUUCCACGUCAGUUUCGCACUCAUCUGUUUGGAAAGUGGGAUACAGCCAGAUCCUCCAACCCAGUCCGGUGUAUCUGAUGUCGGAAUGCUCUGAUGUCUAUUUCAAUGUGUCAUAUUAGAAGAGUUGACCAUCUCUUUUGGAUGGAGUUUAACCUCGCGAUCUUCUUUUGACGUCUUGGACAGUGUGGAUGCAUUUUUUGAUCGUUUUUAGGUUGGAUUACUUGUUUUUUGCCUACAUUUUUACAGGUUGGAUCUCGUUUAUUUCGGGUAUUUAAACUCGCUGCUUUCUGUGUAACUACUGUUGAAAUCACACGUUUCAUUCUUGUGAUUCGUUUUGACGAUCCGCUGGGUGAAAAUACUGUGUGAUCUCUUGUUUAAUUCAUUUAUUGUUCGUUGAAAGCUUUUUUUGCACACCAUGACUUUCUUGUCCGGGGCAGCGGUUCUGUUGCUGCGUGGACUCGUCAUCUCUGCGGUAUUGGGCUUAGAGAGUUCAUACACGAGUCAGCUGUCGAACCGAGUCACUCCUGAUCCAGCAGCUGUUGCUCCUACAGACCCGUGUUUGACAGUCAUGCCUCCAUGUAUGAACGAAGCCGACCGCUUCAGUUUAGAGGCGCUUCGGCACAUUCACAAGCAGCUAGACGACGACAACGAUGGAGGAAUUGAAGUGAAUGAGAGUGUGGAGUUUAUAAUAGAGGACAUGAAGCAGCACCAGACCAAUAAACACAGUAAUCUUCACCGAGAGGACCAGCACAUCACAGUGGAGGAGCUGUGGAAGAGCUGGAAAAUAUCAGAAGUGCACAACUGGACACUGGAGGAUGCCGUUCAGUGGCUGAAGGAGUCGGUGGAGCUUCCUCAGUAUGAAAUAAACUUCAGAGAUUUUAAAGUAGAUGGCAACACGUUACCUCGAUUAGCGGCCAAUGAACCGGCGUUUAUGUCUAUGCAGCUAAAGAUAUUAGACCAACGACAUAAACAGAAAUUAAAUCUAAAAGCAUUGGAUGCAGUGCUUUUUGGACCUCCACUACGUCCACACCAUCACUGGCUGAAGGACUUUAUUUUGAUGAUUUCAAUCAUCAUUGGUGUUGGGGGCUGUUGGUUCGCAUAUAUACAGAACAAAUCGUCUAAAGUUCACAUCUCCCAGAUGAUGAAAGAUUUGGAGAGUCUACAGCAUGCUGAACUGAGCCUGACAGAGCUACAGAGCCGGUUGGAAAAGGCUCAGGAGGAGAACCGGACAGUGGCGGUGGAGAAGCAGAACCUGGAGCAGAAGAUGCGUGAUGAGAUCAACGGAGCAAAGAGAGAAGCUAGCAGACUGCGAGAGCUGCGAGAGGGGGCUGAAUGCGAACUCAGCAGACUCAAGUACGCAGAGGAGGAACUAGUGCAGGUGCGAAUGGCGCUGAAGAGAGCAGAGAAGGAGAUGCAGUCAGAUUGGUCGGUGCCUGAAGCCCUGCAGAUGUGGCUACAGCUGACACAUGAGGUGGAAGUGCAGUACUACAACAUUAAAAAACAGAAUGCUGAGCAGCAGCUCAUGGUCGCAAAGGACGAGGCUGAAAAGAUCAAGAAGAAGAGGAACUCUGUGUUUGGUACCCUCCAUGUUGCACACAGCUCAUCGCUAGAUGAAGUAGACCACAAAAUACUUGAGGCUAAAAAAUCUCUAUCAGAGGUCACAGCGUGUUUGCGGGAACGUCUCCACCGCUGGCACCAAAUAGAGAAAUUAUGUUGCUUGCCAUUAGUUAAUAACUCUGGGCUGCCCAGCCUCACCGCCUCCCUGUACGCUGACCACAGCUGGGUGGUCAUGCCGCGGAUGUCAGUACCACCCUACCCAAUCGCUGGCGGGGUGGACGAUCUUGACGAGGACACACCACCAAUCAUUCCACAGUUCACCUCUGCUUUGAUUCGACCUCCUCUGACCCGCAACAGCAGUGUUUGUCGUUCUCGCAGAAGUCUUUUGUCUCAGCCUUCGUCACUCUCUGCUGACCCUGACCUGUUGUCCAUGGCUUCGGCCCCUCUGGCCUACAGACCCGAUGGAGACGAUGAUCACAUCUUCUUCACUGUAGAAAGGAAGGGGGACCCUCAGGACACAUGCUCAGAUUCAGACUCUCUCAGUUCCUCUUUGGGCAGGAAGCAGUUCUCUGGUCAAAGUACAUAUGUUACGGGCACGGAUACCCCACCACGUAAAAUCUCUCGUGAGGAACUUCUUCUCCUGGCGCAAGAGGCCCAGGCUGCGGCCAUGGAGACCUUACCUCCUUCCACAUCCUCCCCUUCAUCUCCUCUUGACUCCUCCUCAGGUCACAAGGGCUCUCCUGACCUUACCCACUAUUCCGUCCUCCCAGAAUCUCAAAGUUUAACCUUUCAACCUAGAACCAAAGCUGUGGCCUAUAAUGGCAUUCUGGAAAAGUCAUACAGCAUGGGGCAGCUGCCCGCUGGUGGGACGCCUCCAGAGGGACAUUACCCCUCGAUUAGCUCACUCGACAUAGAAAGCAAAGCUAUCAAGGAGCCCAAGCAACUCCAAACCACCUCCUCCCAGGACUCUUGCGAUAACGGAGAGAAAAAACGCUCCAAGAUCAAGAGCUUGUUCAAGAAAAGCAAAAAGCUGUGAAGAACAGUAGAGAAGAGGAUGAAAUGGAGAGAAAAACAAGCCUUAAAACAAAAUAAAUGAGGGUGAUGCUGUCAACCAGAAGCCAAAA
This is a messenger RNA of Rhinichthys klamathensis goyatoka, 3141 nucleotides long. RefSeq names its product stromal interaction molecule 2b (gene stim2b). The record is from RefSeq and is a predicted model, not a curated record. Gene Ontology annotation, molecular function: calcium ion binding; calcium channel regulator activity; protein binding. Lineage: Eukaryota; Metazoa; Chordata; Actinopteri; Cypriniformes; Leuciscidae. The coding region runs from base 876 to 3053 and encodes 725 amino acids. Gene Ontology annotation, biological process: activation of store-operated calcium channel activity; store-operated calcium entry; intracellular calcium ion homeostasis. Gene Ontology annotation, cellular component: endoplasmic reticulum; plasma membrane. The transcript has 12 exons.